This is a messenger RNA of Toxotes jaculatrix (banded archerfish), 3376 nucleotides long. It is a transcript of the gene sdc4, whose product is annotated as syndecan 4. Bases 266 to 931 code for a protein of 221 amino acids. Gene Ontology annotation, biological process: cell migration. The record is from RefSeq and is a predicted model, not a curated record. Gene Ontology annotation, cellular component: cell surface; membrane. Lineage: Eukaryota; Metazoa; Chordata; Actinopteri; Toxotidae. The transcript is spliced from 5 exons.
CACAGCGCGAGCAGCCCCGGUGAAGUAGACCAGACAUCGGACAGAAAAGGAACAGAAGAGUCGGUCAAGGUGAUAAAGGUGGACGAGUUGAGAACUACUUGUACAUUUGUUGGACUAUACUGGGACACAAAUACGAAACAGCUGUACCCGAACGAACACCCACUCACGGCGCUGGUUUAGUUUUAAACCUCUGUAAAUUUAACGCAGCUUUUAUAUCAAGACUUUCUUUAUUUUUGUAACUUUAACGCCACCGAACAGGACCACCAUGCUCAGCCUGUGCCUCGUGUUGAUUCUCUCUGCCUCCGUUUUCUCAGAGUCGCAGGUUCGGGAGACGGAGACAUGGAUGCCCAUGAAGACCACACAGAUGGCCGCCAUGCUGACCCAACGCGACGGCCUGGAGUCAUCAGGAGACUCCCCAAACGGCUCCGACUUUGGCUUCACAGACGACGAGGAUGACGACGACAACGACUUCUACAGCGACACGCUGUACGACGAUGAGGACGAGUACGAAGAGUUCUCUGGGUCUGGAGAUGGAGCAACAACUCUGUCACCUGAGCAAGAGUCCAGGCCAUCAGUUAAGCCUGAUGUGAACGACAACAAGAUCCCGGAGGUGGAGCCCCCGGUGCGACCAACCGUCAACGAGGUGGAACUUGUCAAGGACAGCAACGAAAUCCCCCUGCGGAGGAACGAGGCAGAGACCAGUGAGGAGUUCCCAUCCAACGUCCUCAUGUCCCAUGCCAGCGAAGACAGCAUCUUUAACAAGACGGAGGUCCUCGCAGCUCUGAUCGCGGGCGGCGCCGUCGGCCUGAUGUUCGCCGUCUUGCUCAUCCUCCUCCUCAUCUAUCGCAUGAAGAAGAAGGACGAGGGCAGCUACGAUUUGGGGAAGAAGCCCAUCUACAAGAAGGCCCCCACCACAGAGAUCUACGCGUAGACCCUGACCUCCACCCCCCUGCCCGACCUCACACACACACACAAACACACACCUCGCUCCCUUCGCCCGAUCAGGGCCAGUGCCUCAUCAUCAUGGUCAUCCUCCUCCUCACUUUUCUUCUGACUGUACAGCAGCGUGACGCUCGAUAACAAACGGGAGAGAAGCCCCGACAACGCAAUCGAUUGACUGACUCCUCCUACCUGAUGCAUACUAAUGUUACUGGUGCUGUCUGAGCCAAUCAGAGGCUUUGUUGGUCCACUUCGUCCCUCUCUUUUGGUUUUCUCAAACAAGGAAAAGGAGCAGCAGGAGUGGACUCUUUCAGCUGCAGUACACUGUGAUCAUUUUUGGUCUUGUUUUUAUGAUUUGCCCCCACGUCAAAAAAAAAAAAAGGACGAACAGCAGAACUUAGAAACUGAGGAUUCGGAGAACGUCAGCUCCUCCUCGUUCUUAUCUUCCUCCAGCUUCCAGUUAAAAACACUAACACUGUGCAAUGAUUCUCGUGCCGGUACACAUUAACAGUCCAGUUAUUUAUUUCCCCUCCUCCUCUCAAUCUGUUUCUUGGACUGAAGCUUCUCACACGACUGAGGCAAAUGAUUUUUAAGUGAACAUUUAUAUUUGAUCUAUUUUUUUUUUUAAAACAAACUCCUUGUAACGCAGAGAGAUUUAAGACAUUUCAGUUUUUUUUUUCUUUUAAAGAAAGAAGAGAGUUCCCGUUGUUCAAACUAAUUUUGAUUCAGAAAGGUCUGCAUCACUAUAAUGCUGUGUGGUUUUAUGUUGUGAUCCAUUAGAACUGAUGAUAAUAUUGACAAUAGUUGUUCAUUUAUAUUUUUACAGCUCUCCUAAAGUUAUACAGAGGAAAAGAGAAUCAAACUGGGGUCAAGACGUAUUUGCAAAUGGUUGUUUCUGCCUUUUUUUUCCUGCACAAAGUGCUGAACGAACACUGAGGGAUGAUUCAGUUCAUGUUCUGUAAACUUUCAGAUGCAGCAGAGUUUAUUAAAAUGACCUUUAAAAGACUUUUUCCUUCAAACCUUCUGCCAUGUUUUGUAUCUCCUCCACGGGAAAGUCCCAAACGUCUGGCACGUAGCUCCAGAAGAGUAAGCUAAACUACUCCGGAAAAAGAAUUUGCAAAUACUGUAUGACCCAGGUCACAUAGUCAAACACACGCACACACACUUGCAUAGCACAGUGUUGUCCUUUGCUGCCAGUUUGGAGAGUACUUCAAAAGGAAGACGUUUUCUCACUAUAAUAAUUACCGCUGUGCCUCUGGGGUUUGUUUUCUGUUAUUAUGGUUAAGUCAAACCAGCAAGCUCCUACACGGUAACACACCUACAUUCUUCACACACACACACACACACACACACACACACACACACACACACAGAGCUCAGUCAUGUGUGAAGGGAGCAAAGAUUCAACACCAUGCCGACGGUAGCUGCUGACCCUCUUUCACAAUAAUGUUCAGGCUUUGGGGAAUGAGCUUCUGUUUUGCUGAGUUCAAUGUUCAGACUGAUCCCAUGCUCAUGUGUGCACAGUGAAAAUGAAGCUACAGCCAGCAGCUGCUUAGCUUAGCCUAGCCUAGCCUAGCUUAGCUUAGCACAAAGGCUGAAAACGGGGAAACAGCGAGUCUGAAUCUGUCCAACAGGAUAAAAUCCACCCACCAGCUUCUCUAAUGCACGUUAACAACUGGGAGUGUUCACAUCAUUGGACAGCUGACAACUGUUUUAUGAUUAGAGAGACUUUCGUAAACACGUCAGAAACAUGAAAUUACAAUACUCCAAUAUGACAUAAAUGCAGCUUUGAACACACUGGACUUCGUAAUUUUUUCAUUUCAGUUUUUAUGCUGAUCAAACAAAGGAGGCUGAUGCCGGGACAGAGCCAGACUAACUGUUGUUCCCAGUCUUUGUGCUAAGCUAACUGUAGCCUUAUAUUUAAUGGGCAGCCGUGAGCGUCGUAUCAAUCUUCUUCUCUGUCGGCCAGAGAGCAAAUAAGCCUUGAACUGUUCCUUUAACUCAGCCUCUUUCUAUCCGUGAAGCUUCUCGCUUCAUGGCUGACCAGUGAGGCACACACCUGCUUAUUCACUCAUUCAUUCAUUCAUUCAACGUUUUUAUUCAUGGAUCAACAAAUGUUUGUGACCAUUUGUCCAGUGAAAAGAAACGUUAAGCUGUGUGAUCGGAGAAACUGGUAGUUUUUGGUACUUUUUUAACUCAUGGAGUUGACGCUUUCUCAAUAAGCUACACCGACAGUUUGUUGUUAGUUUUAUAUUUUAUUUUCGUUAUGGGGUGAAUGAGCAGUCACUUAAGCCAUCAUGAACAGGUUGGAUGCUCACAUUUCUUAGCUGAAGCUGGCAGCAGACAGACUGGUCUACCAAGGAUUUGUAUAUAGUCAUUAGAUAAAAAAUAAUAAUGAUUGAAAAAAAAAACUAAAAAAAAAAAACUUGGUACUUAG